Molecule: messenger RNA, 1413 nt
Organism: Miscanthus lutarioriparius
Lineage: Eukaryota; Viridiplantae; Streptophyta; Magnoliopsida; Poales; Poaceae
Source: the annotation of a GenBank genome assembly
AUGGUGCCAGCGUUCAUUGCCCUGCUACUGUCCCUGCUCCCCGUGGCCGCCGACGCAGCGGCAGCGGCGGCGGCGGCAAUGGAUCCAGCAGAGAGGGAGACGCUGUUCCGUGUCAUGGAGGCCGUGUCCUCCGACCGGGACUGGCGCGUCGAGAGCCCCGACCCCUGCGGCGCGCCGUGGCAGGGGCUCGAGUGCAAGCCGGCCGCCGACGCGGGCGCCGCCGCGGCGGCGCGCAUGCACGUCACGCGGCUGGACUUCGGCGUGGAGCCCAACCCGACGUGCAAGGACACGGCGUCCUUCCCUCCCGAGGUGUUCUUCCUGCCACACCUCCAGUCCCUCUUCUUCGUCGACUGCUUCACCAACCCGGCCGCCGCCACGAUGCUCACGCUGCCGGCGCCCGCCAACCUCUCGGCGGCCUCCGGCCUGCAGCAGCUUAGCAUCAGGGCGAACCCGGCGCUGUCCGGCACGAUGCCGCCGGCGCUGGCCAGCCUCCGGGCCCUCCAGGUGCUCACCAUCUCCCAGAACGGCCUGGUCCGCGGCGAGAUCCCGCUGGGCAUCGGGGACCUCACCUCGCUGGUGCGCCUCGACCUUAGCUACAACUCGCUCUCCGGGCCGGUGCCGACCCAGAUUGGCCAGCUCAAGAGCUUGGUCGGUUUGGACCUGAGCUACAACUCGCUGUCUGGCGCCAUCCCGAGCCGGAUCGGCGAGCUGCGGCAGCUGCAGAAGCUCGACCUCAGCUCCAACAACCUCACCGGCGGCAUCCCGGACACCGUCGCCAACCUGACCUCGCUCACCUUCUUGGCGCUCAGCAACAAUCGCCUGACUGGCCAUUUCCCUCCAGGCAUCUCCGCGCUGCGAAACCUGCAGUACCUGAUCAUGGACAACAACCCAAUCGGCGUCCCGCUGCCUUCCGAGCUCGGCAGCCUCUCCCGCCUGCAAGAACUCCGGCUGGCCGGCUCCGGCUACUCGGGCCCGAUACCGGAGGCGUUCGGCCAGUUGGCGAGCCUGACGACGCUUUCGCUGCAGGACAAUAACCUGACGGGGCCGAUCCCCGCGGCGCUCAGCCGGUUGGGCAGGAUGUACCACCUGAACCUGAGCAACAACGCGCUUGGCGGGGCCGUGCCGUUCGACGGCGCGUUCCUGCGCCGGCUCGGCGGGAACCUCGACCUGAGCGGCAACUACGGGCUGUGCCUGGACGACCGGAGCGUCCGGCGGGGCGUCGGGGUCGGCAUCGGCGCCUGCCGAGGCAGCGGCGACGGUGACACCCCGUCGUCGUCGGCGCGUACUAGCUCGGCGAGCAGAGCUCCGGGAAGAGGUGUGCUUACGACGACUGGUUCCCUGUUAUGCCUGCUCAGCCCUGCGUGCGUGGCCGUGUGCUGCCUUUUUGCCUUGAACGAGCACGCUCUGUAUUGA